GUUCCCUCUACAUGGUUGGAUUUGUCUCAUGAUUUUCUCCAUAUUAUUGUAGGGUGUUAUAUCACUAUACAUAUCACCGUUAAGGUGAAAUAUAGAAAUAGGUCUACACUUUGUGCAAAAAUGGAUGGUGUUGAGAUGGUUGAUGACGAAGACGUCGGAGGUUUUAGGGCUAUUGAAGAUAAAUAUAAGAGGAUAGAAAAAGACUUAUAUAGCAGGCGAGCUGAAACUUGUAAGAAGACCUCUGAAUUCACUAUGGAUGAAACGAAACAACUUUGUAAAUUAGCUCUAAAAAGAAAAUCAUUGGAAAUAUUGAAACUUGUCUUUUCAAGAAGACGUGUUCUCUCUUGUGACUAUGAACUAGAUUUAGCAGCUAACCGAGAAUUAAUAUCAAGUGCUAUAGAAUCCGAUUUCGUCGAGGGUCCCGUUUAUUUAUAUGAUCGUGGAUUAGUUUUCGAUUCAGACGCGUGUAAAAAUUACAAUCAUAGAUUAGAAUCAGAACCAGAACCAGAACCAGAACGAUGGAGUGCCCUGGCUGAGGCUGUCCAGAAUAUCAAGUAUAAAGCAACGGCAUAUAUAUUUAUUCUAUUCCUACUGUAAUUAGUCUAGAAACUUCCCGUGAAAAAUUGGCUACUGCAAUCACCCGAAAAGACAUCCGAAUUGUGAAAUUACUUGUAAGGAACUCUGAAGUACAAAGUCAUAUUACUACUGAAAGUAUACCUCUCAUACCUUUAUGCUUUUGUGAUGAUGAGGAAUACGGCACAGUUGUGGACGAAGAGACAAGACUUGAAUUGAUUAAAGUAUUAGUAGAUGCAGGGUCAUCUUUAGAUUCACACGGUCAACACGGUCAACACGGUCAAACACCUUUAAUGCUAGCUGUUGAGAAAGAAAUGUUCACAAUAUUUGAUUAUCUACUAGGUAAUGGAGCCAAUAUAAAUUCCUUAGAUUAUAGAAAUAGACAUGUUCUUCAUUACUUGGUAUUAUCGGAAUCGGAUAUGUCCUCCCAUAUAGAACGAUUAUUAAUCAAUAUUGAAUCCAAUUUACGAAAGAAGGAUCUAAUGAUUUCAUGUAUUCUUUUCGCUGUAGGAUACGGGAAGUUUAAACGGGCAACUCACUUAAUGGAAACUUAUCAUGUGGAUGUCAAUAUAAAGGGUGAAUUUAAUAAUAACCUUCUACACUAUGUAGCAUUGCAUAAUAGCGAUCAAAGUGUUGAGUUUGCCCGAUCACUUAUCGAACGGGGAUAGACGUCGAUCAUCGCAGCUAUUUUGACAUGACACCGCUAAUUACAGCAUGUACAAAUAAUAACAUUAACAUAACCAGAAUGUUAUUGAAAGCUCGGUGCGAUGUGAAUGUAUCGUAUGCUGGGAGAAGUGCUUUAAUGAAUGCUAUUAAACACCAGAACACGGAGCUGGUGGAGCUUCUACUAACGUAUGGUGCUGAUGUAAAUGAAACUGAUGUUUUACUGAAAGCUGCUCAAUAUCGCAAUAUGAAAUUGGUAAAACUUCUUACUAAAUACGGUGCUGAUGUAAAUUGUAUAGAUAAUCAAGGCGAAAAUGUAUGUGUGCAUUGUUUUUGUGAAGAAAACAAAGGUGACCGAAAAUCAAGUUUUGUCUUCCUCAAAUUUUAUAUUGAUCUAGGUGUUAAUACUGAUAAAGUGAACUAUGAGAAUACAUUGCUGUAUGCAGCUGCCGCCACCAAUGAAUUAAUGUCCUUUCAGCUUUUAUUAAACUCAAUUACAAAGCUGGACCGCUUUAAUGCCAAGGAUGACAAUAUAUUUCAUAUUCUAUCCAAGGUGAAGGGUUUCUCCUAUACUAAAGUAGUAUCAUUGUUUGAGAAGGAGAACCUUAAAAAACAGAAGAACCAAACUGGAAACACUCCUCUAAUGCUAGCCUCAUUUCUGUUAAACACGGGCUAUUUGGACGUAUCCACAAAAGAUGGAAGAAUAAGCGACCUUGAUAUACAAAAUAAAUACGGUCAUACUGCUCUUCAUAUGUGUAUGUUAGGUUUCAUAGUGUCAACCGCUAAAAUGGGAAACAGGGGUGAAAAUCGUCUAAAGUUCAGAAAAUGUGUUAAAUCCCUGCUUAAUGCCGGAACUAAUGUUAAUAUCCAAGAUAAUAAUGGUGUUACACCUUUAAUGAUGGCUGCAAUGAUAGAAGAUACAAGUAUGAUAAAAUACUGUAUGAAGUUUGGGGCGGAUAUAACAAUUUUAGAUUAUAAAUAUGAAAUGUCUGCUUUGCAGUAUCUUAGUUUCAAGUCAAGCUGUGUCUGUCUUCCGGAACUAUUAUCUAAAAAUCACAGUGCUCUGGUAAAUUUACCAGGAAAAGAUGGUAACACUUUGAUUCAAAGAGCUCUGCUGUUUCCAUUAAUUUGGAAUCCACAGGAAUCAGUGGAUAUCAUCUGUUAUUUACUUGCUGUAAACUGUAACCUACAACACCCUCAGUCAGUUUCUACUGAACGUAAUUAUUUCACGGAAGAUAUCGACCUUGAUGACUUCAACAUCGAUGAAAGAGAUCGAUUAAGGAAGUUGCUAUAUCUGAGUGGGGCACCUGAAGAAGAGAUCUUCUUGUCCUUGAAUUUCGAAAAAGAAGAUGAAGUUGAUGUCGAUAUCACUGAUGACAGAUUUCAUUCUCGUCACCGGGAGCAGUUUAAAUUAUUUUGCAAUAACAUUUCACUUCAGUCGCGAUGCCGGAGGGUCAUCCGUCAGAUUGUUGGUGCCAGACUUCACACCUUUAUUGUUGCUUCCAACAUACCACAUUUACUUCACGAAUUCCUGUUUCUUGAACAAGGUAGCGGAGGGGAGGCAGACAUUACUUUGAACCACAAAUAUUUUGUUACUCGUGAAGAUCAGAUUGAAGAUAGGGGUGGUGAAUAUGAUGAGGAGGAGGGUAAUGAUGAUAACAGUCCUAAUGUUGUUGAUUUCGAUGAUAGGGGUGGUGAAUAUGAUGAUGAGGACGAUGGAGGUGAUGAUGAUACCGUUAAUAAUUUCGAUGACGCUUCUUUAAGUUCAAUCGAGUCAAUGUACGGCCAUGUAAAGUAUAUUAAUGGUCAAACUAACUGAUUUGUAUGUGUUUAGAAAUAGGAUAUCAAACCAUGUUCUACGAUUUGUGAAGUUUAUGAAGUUUAUUAAUACCAUGAAAAUAUGCUGAUCAGAAUAUAACAAUGAUUUUAUUGUAUACUGAUUUGGGUUUUGCAUAUUGAUUUUGAAACGGUGCCUUCGUAUAUGGUGUUGUCGCGUAUGGGAAGGAAACCGGAGGACCUGGACCCGAUUCCUAGAAAAUUCUUAACCACGUUCUUAAGCACGUUCUUGUGCUUAGAUUUU
Molecule: messenger RNA, 3316 nt
Organism: Patella vulgata (common limpet)
Lineage: Eukaryota; Metazoa; Mollusca; Gastropoda; Patellidae
Product: transient receptor potential channel pyrexia-like
Exons: 2
Coding region: 1268-3055 (595 amino acids)
Molecular function (GO): protein binding
Source: RefSeq, a predicted model, not a curated record